GGCUGGGAACCAGACUAACAUAUUUUCAUGUGGGCAUGCACGUGAGCUGUAGCUACAUAGAAUGUAACAGAAUAUUCACAGCUAUCAAAUUGGGGGAGGGGGCACCGGAGUGGUCAUGGGCAUCCGCCGCCGCCGGGGCACCCCCCGUAGUUAUGCCACUGUUUGUGAAGUGCCACCAAACCCACCAUACAUAACUCCUUUAGUUACUGCAAAUAUGAGCAUGUCCCAAUCUUUAUGUGUUUCCCGAACCGGACUACGAGAAACUUGUCGGGAUUUUGGAUACAGUUCCGUGGACUUGAUAGCCUGUGCACAAUGUUAACCCCACGAGACCGGUCUGAAAAUGUCUAUUAUUUUCUGAGAUAAUACGUCGAUAGUUUCCCCGCUAAAUUUGACUUUGUAGCACAUGAUGAUCUAUCCCUUCAGGCAAAAAUGAGUGAUAUCCGUAUAAGGCGUUCGUGCUCAGCGGGAACUCGACAAUAAAGACCCACCUUACAUUCCUUCCCUUUCUUGUGGGACACUGUUAAGUUUUUUUACCACCCAUAGCAUCACUGCAGACUUGUUUGCACAAGCCGUGAUAGGUCAAAGAUACAGACCUCGCGUUGAAGGGGAUGCUUUUCAUACCAACCUUUGGACUUUGCGUACGGGUAAACGAACAAAUGCUUAAUUUCCGACGACGGCAUGCAUUUACUUCUCUCGCCACAACGCGUCUGAUUAAGGCCAUGUACUACACAAAGCCGGUCUGCGAAGGAUCGAAUCUACCAGGUAAAUUGGGAGCGUAGAAAAAGCUGAAAUUCGUACAUCCAGGCCGAGAUGGUACAGCGCGGAUACUAAACGGACUCCUGUGGUUUGUCGAAGCACAAGAUUGAUAAAAAUAAACUUUGGGAAGACAACUCCACCCGUUCAUCUCGGGAAGACUCCAUGUUCUCGUGAUUCACGUUAUGCUGGCUGAGGCUCAAUCCUGGCCAUGCGUCGCUCCAAAAUUCGCAAGGGUGCCACGGCGGUCGGUGUCUGCGUGGCCGUUUCGUUAAUUUGCUGGACUCUAUCUGCCUCAGACCAACGGCUAGUUGCCAAGACAGGUGCACGCUCUUGGGUCAAGUUGACGGGGCGGAAGCUUCUCAUGCCCAUUGGACUUUUCGACUCUAUGUGCGACAGCUCAGGGGCAAGGGACCUCCCGGAGUUCGGCGGAGGAUGCUACCUCCGCGACAAACUUACCUGCAACGGACUCCCCGUCAUUCAUUCGGCCUUCGCAGAGGCUGCGCGGAACGAGCUGGUCUUCGUGGGCGUCAAGCGGCGAGACGACGCCUGGGAAACGGAGACCUUCAUCUGCGAGUUUCCCAACGGGGAGGCAAGCCUCACCGACCCUAUCGUGAGGGACUACCGGAGUUUCGGCAACGGCUACCCCCAGUACCUCGUGGUCAUCACUUGCCCGAUUCCGCGUGGCCUCGCAGACGCAAUUAGCAGGCGGCACAUCAUACGGUUCACGGUGAACUUUCGCCUGGCGAGGGAUCCAAGGUACGCUUACACCGGCGUGCCGGUGUGCCUCACGGAGCCGGUGAGGCGUGAACUCACCCUCUGCACCAUGGUCAAAGACAUGGCGAAGUACAUCCCUGACUGGAUGUUCUACUAUAAGAAUCUGGGUGUGGAGCAUGUCUACAUCUACGACAACGACCCAAGUUCCAACAUGCACCAAGAUCUCGAGGAUUACGUCAGCACGGGGUUUGUGACACUAGUACCGUGGGCGCACACACCAAGCCCGGACAAAACAUACCUCGAGGUACAGAUAGCCCACGAAAAUGACUGUUUGUGGCGCCAUCGCCAUAACACGAAGUGGGUGCUAAAGGUCGACGUGGAUGAGUUCGUCCAGCCCAUGGACCCCAACCGGACCAGGAUCACGGACUACCUCUCCUCGCCUCGCCUCGCGUCCAUGGCCACCAUACGGAUGCGGAACUGGUUCUUCGGUCGGCCCCUCAACGCCAAAAGGAAAGUGGUGGCGGCUAGGACGGUGUUCGAGAGGAACCCAUGGCGGGUGCCCAGCGCCACGCCGGAGAAUCGCGGCCGCGACAAGUGCAUCAUCCGCCCCGUCAACGUUCACUACUUCAAGAUUCACGGGGUCAAGAUCGGGGGUGACACGCUGACCCUUGACCCCGAGACAGAGUUCAGACUUGUUCACUAUCGCAAGGACAAUCCACGACAUCGAGGAUUUCGCAUGCGAAACUUGGUGAAAGACACCAGCAUGGUUAACUUGUGGGAUAAAAUGACGGGUGGUAGAGUCGUGUCACCAGAACUAUUCACAUAGCAUAUACAAAACGGUUCCCUGGGAAUCUCGAUAUAGACCAAGGAGAGCACAAUUUUCUUAGUAACAGAGGCUCCUUUGGUCGGAACUGAGCUUCGCUGGUUCACGAGCGACAAGGGAGUGCAGGCGUUACGGUAGCAUCGCUAAUUCGCUACCAAUGAAAUAAGCACUACCGACCAAUAUGGCUCUUUCCAAUGACGGGGUGCUUCUGGUCGAGGCGGACAACCCAUUCAUUAAAAUAUGCAACAUAUCACAUGCAUGCAGCUAUAAUAAAUAGAUAUCUUUUCUAUUGGAAUUUUCA
Molecule: messenger RNA, 2594 nt
Organism: Acanthaster planci (crown-of-thorns starfish)
Lineage: Eukaryota; Metazoa; Echinodermata; Asteroidea; Valvatida; Acanthasteridae
Cellular component (GO): cytoplasm
Molecular function (GO): glycosyltransferase activity
Source: RefSeq, a predicted model, not a curated record